UCUCUCCACCUUCCUUUUUUAUCUCCACAAACAUACACAUCCCCUCUUCUAUAUAUAUCUCAACCUCACUCUCUCUUUUCCACUCAAACCUCCCUCCCUCCUUUCCUACAAUUAAAAAUUCAAACUACCACCUUUAGAAAGAAUUGCAGAAGCUUUGAUUUGGACAAUUGCAGUGGAACUAUGACUUCUCCGGAUGAGGUUUCAACUCUGGAGCUUAUUAGGGAACACCUUCUCGCUGAUUUUCCUUCCAUGGACAAUUUCAUCACCAACCUCGAUCUCUACACUCAAAACAACACAGACCCAGAAAUUUCAUCCAAUAAUACACCCAAGGCAUCGACUCUGAGCAACCGUCGUCCUGUUUUGAAUGUCAAGGUGCCUCCCAAAGCGCCAGUACUAGUAACUAAUAAUGAGGGCGUCAAACACGUGGAUGAUUCCGGCGAUAGGAAGCACUACAGAGGAGUCAGGAGGCGGCCGUGGGGCAAGUACGCGGCGGAGAUACGCGAUCCAAAUCGGAAAGGGGCGCGUGUGUGGCUCGGGACGUUUGAAACUGACAUUGAGGCUGCGCAGGCUUAUGAUAGGGCUGCGUUUAGGUUGCGUGGAAGCAAAGCGAUCCUCAAUUUCCCCCUCGAAGUUGGGAAUUUGAAAGCGCAGCUGGAAUUGGAGGCUGCGGGCAGCGUUUGCGGGAAGAGAAAAGCGGAGGAACCGGUGGUUGAGACGAACAAGGUUGUGAAGAGGGAGGAGGUCGUGGUGGAGGAAAGUGAACCGGUUUUGACUUCUCAGCCGUUAACACCGUCAAGUUGGAUCGGGGUUUGGGAUUGUGAUGUGAAGGGGAUUUUUAGUGUGCCGCCGCUGUCACCUGUGUCACCCUAUCCUGGAGUUAUGGUUGCGUAAUAAUAGAAGGUGACAGACUGAUUAUUUCAUUAAAAAAUAAAAAAUUGAUUUAAUUUGUUAUUUCAUUAAAAAAAAAGAAAAGA
Molecule: messenger RNA, 974 nt
Organism: Tripterygium wilfordii
Lineage: Eukaryota; Viridiplantae; Streptophyta; Magnoliopsida; Celastrales; Celastraceae
Product: ethylene-responsive transcription factor ERF105-like
Exons: 1
Coding region: 181-891 (236 amino acids)
Biological process (GO): ethylene-activated signaling pathway; regulation of DNA-templated transcription
Molecular function (GO): DNA binding; DNA-binding transcription factor activity
Source: RefSeq, a predicted model, not a curated record